CUUUACAUUUCGACCUAUUCACACCAUAGAUAAUAGAAUCUUCUAUUAUCCAUGAUCACAUAUGCUCGAAUAAUUCUGAUUAUCUUUCUUGGUAUCCCCAAUUGCUCCAUUACUUUCCAUAGUCUGUCUCCUUUUCACUGAAUCGUAUACCACGUUGAAGUCCACAAACAGUAAAUGGACAUCUUCGUCAAACUCAUGGCUUUCGAUUAUCUGUUUGACAACAUGGAUUUGGUCCAGAGUCGAUUUUACAUUUUCACACACAAUAUUCUCCAAUAUUUAUGGGGAAACAUUAUUGAAUAAGCGCUACGAUCGUAGAUCUAGAUGUGAUAAGAAAAUUGAUCGUACAAAAAUUUUUUCUGCCAAGAACCGUUCGUUGCUUAUCACCGUCCCGCGCUCUUCAACCACUCGCCACGUGUAUAGAACCGCGUCUUCUCUUCCAUGCCUCGUCCGUCGUUGUCCACCCGAUAAGGUGGCCACCGUCGGCCGUCUAUUGGUCGGUUUACACUCGUUUCAGGGGAGGGGGAGGUUUUUUUUUUAUCAGUCAACAGCGCUCGCGUGCGCCCGCAGCGGCAGCUGCUCGUCCACUCGUAUCGAUUGGAGUUCGUGGUUCGCAAACGGCGGGCAAUUUGAGCGCCUUCUGGCCAUCGACCGUUGUACGCUGACUGUUGGUUGUUGACGCGGCAACGAGCAGCACCACUACUCGGACCCGAAAAAGGAUAUAAAGAAUUAAAAUGAAAUUUGCCGAGCAUUUGGCCGCGCACAUCACUCCCGAGUGGAGAAAACAGUACAUCAGCUACGAAGAGAUGAAGGAAAUGCUGUACGCUGCUGUCGAACAGGUGCCAGCGCCUGACCAAGUCGAUCCGGAUUCGCUGUCGCGUUACUAUGCCAAAUUCGACGAAAAGUUUUUCAGCUUUUGCGACAAAGAACUCGCUAAAAUCAACACUUUCUAUUCAGAAAAAUUGGCGGAAGCGACUAGAAAAUUUGCUAACCUCCAAAGUGACCUGAGAGAGUCGCAAGAUGAUAAAAUCAAACCCAAAGAUUCCAGUGGGAACUUGAAGCCGGUAAAACGGAAAAUACUCAGGAAGAACACAACGACGCGUAAGACGCAAGAACUAAAAUUGGCUUUCAGCGAGUUCUAUUUGAGUUUGAUUCUGCUGCAAAACUAUCAGAAUUUAAAUUACACGGGAUUUCGGAAGAUUAUGAAAAAACAUGACAAGUUGCUGGGUUCCGAAGGCGGUUCGGGUGGCCGUUGGAGAUCGGAAGUAGUGGAAAACGCUCAUUUCUACUGCAACAAAGAUAUUGACAGACUGAUCAGCGAGACUGAGGCUACGGUCACGCAGGGACUGGAAGGAGGAGACCGACAAAGGGCUAUGAAAAGGCUACGGGUACCGCCUCUGGGCGAACAACAAUCACCGUGGAUCACUUUCAAAGUCGGCUUGUUUUCUGGCGCUUUUGUUGUUAUGUUGUUGGCAGUCAUCAUCACCGGCAUCGCUCACGGGGACAGGAACACCGACUGGCGGGUCAUGGUCAGGCUGUACCGGGGCCCGCUGCUGCUGGUCAUAUUCCUGUUCCUCAUGGGCAUCAACGUGUACUGCUGGCGGUCGUCCGGCGUCAACCACGUGCUCAUCUUCGAGCUGGACCCUCGGAACCAUCUCACCGAGCAGCACAUCAUGGAGCUGGCCACCGUUUUCGGUCUGGUGUGGGCCGGCUCGGCGCUGAUAUUCCUGUACAGCGAGGCGCUGCACAUACCGCCGUACAUCAACCCGCUCAUCCUGGCCGUGCUCAUGAUCGCGUUCCUGUUCAACCCGACGAAAACUUUGCGGCACGACGCUCGUUUCUGGGUGCUGCGCGUCGCGGUACGCAUACUGUUCGCCCCGUUUUUCUACGUGGGCUUCGCCGACUUUUGGUUGGCCGACCAACUGACCAGUCUGGUUCCCGCGUUGCUGGACUUUCAAUAUCUCGUGUGCUUCUACCUGACCAACGACCAGUGGAUGACCAAUAAAACCAUCGACAUCGACGGUUCGAAGUGCGUGGAGCGCGUGUGGCUUCUGCGGCCGUUCGUCGCGUGCCUGCCCGCGUGGUUCCGGUUCAUGCAGUGCCUGAGGCGGUACAGGGACUCGCGGGAAGCGUUCCCUCAUUUGGCCAACGCCGCCAAGUACGCCACCACCUUCUUCGUGAUCACGUUCUCGUUCCUGAACCUCCAGUACGCAAAGAAACACCCCAAGGAGGACUCGAACGUGUUCUUCUACCUGUGGAUAUCCGCGUCCGUGUUCAGCUCGCUGUACUCGUACGUCUGGGACAUAAAAAUGGACUGGGGACUUUUCGACCGGAACGCCGGGGAGAACAGGUUCCUCCGCGAAGAGAUCGUGUACUCGUCGACGGCAUUUUACUACAUCGCAAUUGUGGAAGAUUUUGUCUUACGUUUCGGUUGGGCGCUAUCAAUGUCUUUAACCGAAAUGGGUUACGUUCACGGUGACUUGAUGGUGUCGAUUUUGUCACCCCUUGAAGUAAUGAGGAGAUUUGUUUGGAAUUUUUUCCGUCUGGAGAACGAGCACUUGAACAACUGCGGUCGAUUUCGAGCGGUCAGGGACAUAUCGGUGGCGCCCAUCGACAGCUCGGACCAGACGCAGAUCCUGCGGCUGAUGGACGAGCGGACGAUGCUGCCCGACUUGAACCGGAACCGGAGGAACAAGGUGCCGGGGACUGGUGGGAUCGGCAAGAAAAUCCCAAACCUCACGUUCCAACCGAGUCGGUCUGUGGACGAACAGGCGUCGCUCAUCCUGGCCAGCCUAGGCACCCGUUGA
Messenger RNA from Sipha flava (yellow sugarcane aphid), 2804 nucleotides. Its product is annotated as xenotropic and polytropic retrovirus receptor 1-like. The record is from RefSeq and is a predicted model, not a curated record. Gene Ontology annotation, molecular function: inositol hexakisphosphate binding. Gene Ontology annotation, cellular component: cytoplasm; plasma membrane; Golgi apparatus. The transcript is spliced from 11 exons. Gene Ontology annotation, biological process: phosphate ion transport; cellular response to phosphate starvation. Bases 732 to 2804 code for a protein of 690 amino acids. Lineage: Eukaryota; Metazoa; Arthropoda; Insecta; Hemiptera; Aphididae.